This is a messenger RNA of Pteronotus mesoamericanus, 2264 nucleotides long. Its product is annotated as stimulated by retinoic acid gene 6 protein-like. Gene Ontology annotation, molecular function: signaling receptor activity; retinol transmembrane transporter activity. Lineage: Eukaryota; Metazoa; Chordata; Mammalia; Chiroptera; Mormoopidae. Bases 367 to 2178 code for a protein of 603 amino acids. The transcript is spliced from 19 exons. Gene Ontology annotation, biological process: vitamin A import into cell. Gene Ontology annotation, cellular component: plasma membrane. The record is from RefSeq and is a predicted model, not a curated record.
UUUGGGUGCUGUGAGAACUGGGCAGGACACCGGACUCUAGAAGCAGGCGUAAGCAAGAGGCUGGAGAAGCUCAGAGAGCAACCUAGAGAGAAGCACAUUGUUCACCGGUGUGGCAGGUGGUACUUUUCCACCGAGAUGAAUUCCACGAGUGAGAGCAUAUCAAGAAUACACAUGCAAGGCAUCACCACUGGAAAGCGGACCUUCCACAUUUGAGGGGGCCGGUUUGCGGCUGCCUUGCAGAUGUUGUCCCUUCCACAGACCUGCCCCACUAGGUGGCAGUAUGAGUCUCAGAGACCCCGAAAAUGAUCUCCGCGGCUUCGUAACAGGGAAAGGCAGCUAAAUGGCACCUGUGCUGGCUCAGUGGACAUGGAACUCUUCCUCCAUUACUCCCUCAUCCCUUCACUUUGCAUCAUUUUGAUCUUGUCCUUUCUCCAAAGACGACAGCACUGUAGACAGAGAGAUGACACUUCCUACCUCCUGGGGAACCACUUUGGAAUUGUCAUACCUCUGGACUUCGUGGGCACUUUUAGUAACCGAUGGUCCUAUGGGAUCGCCUUUGGGGCCACAGCCAAUAAGGUCAUGUUCUUGUUCUCAGAAGGCUACCAGCCCCUGCAGGUCCCGCAGUGGGCCCAAGCCUUUGUGCUUCUGAUCGGAGGCGUUGAAGUCGGCCUGUCCCACUUCCCCUUUUUUGCCUGCCUCUCCUCGGAGUUCCAACUGGUCAGCUCCAUCCUGGGCUUCAGCUACUCUCUGAUCUGGUUCGCUGUUACCGUCCUUCACAUCGCACAGUGUCCCCACGGAAGGUUUUUGGGGAGGUACGAGGCCAUCAUGUUCUCCUGGCCCUCCCUGCUCUGCCUGUCCUUCCUGCUGGGCCGCUUCCUACACAUGUUUGUCAAGUGUCUGAGGGUCCACCUGGGCUGGGAGCUCCCGAUGGAAGAAAAGCCAUUCCUGGAACCUCACCAGGCAGAGCAUGUCAAACAGCUCCUGCGGAAGCCGAGCCUGCAAGAGGGAAAAAAGUCUUGGUUCCAAACCAGGAUAUACGAGUGGGACCCCUGCUUUCAGUUCCCAAGCCGAAUGAUUGGAACCGUGGUGUUGGCUUUCAUCUGCCUGUACCUUUUCAUUGUCAUUGAGUUCUGCAUGUUCGUGUACGUGAGAGAUAAGCUGGAUGUGUUUGAAGGCGAGUUAGAGAGCUACAUUGCCUCCAUGAACCAGACCGGGACCCUGACCCCAGUCAUCCUGCAGGUGAAAGAGCUGAUAAACAGCUCCAAAGGAGUUUGGGUGGUUACCAUUUUGCCUGCUUCCCUCACGUGUGUGACUUAUCUCUUCCACAUCUUGGCUUGUUACAGAAAGCACAUGAAGAGGUUGUGGGCAGGAAAUAAACACUUCCUCCCCCUGAAGUUCCAUAGCCCUUCCUCAUCAGAAAGUGUGGUGGCCAUUGCAAGGUACUCUGGCUGGCAAAUAGCCUACAUUUUGUGGGGCUACCUCAUUAUCCACGUGGUGCAGAGCUUAUUUGGCAUGGUGAUCAUGUACAGCCUGGUGUUGCCCGUCAUCCACAACCAGGGCCUAGAGAUGCUCCACAGACUGGGCAUCAGCAUCCUCACCAUAUCCAUCGUCCUGGGUCUCAUGAUCAUGCAGGUAUGGAUUGCCUCCAGCUUCUUCCUACAGCCAAAGAUGGGCACAGCUGACAAGCAGAAGCCCUUGGCACUCAACAACAGGAAGGCGUUCCACAACUUCAACUACUUUCUGUUCUUCUACAACGUGCUGCUGGGCCUGGGCGCCUGCCUUUCCAGGCUGCUCAUCAGCUGCAUCCUGGGCACGUGGAUGAUUGCCCGCAUUGACAGGACCAUCAUGCAGCAUGGCUAUGAGGGAGCAGACAUGGGGUUCGGUGCGUGGAUUGGCAUGCUCUACGUGGACCAUCAUCACACCAACCCUGUGCUCGUCAGUUUUUGUCACAUCCUGAUCACAGGCCACAGGGAGAGGAAGCUGCAGCAAGCCAUCAAGUACGGGCACCUAAAUCAGUUGGCAGGUCCCUGCAUCUCAACUAGGUCCAGGACAAGGUGGCUCCUGCUGCAGACCCUGAUCAACAACCCCAAACUGGCCAUGCUCAGAAAAUCAAAACCGGGUCAUGGCUCCCGGGAGUUCAUCCAGAUCCUGCCGAUGUGCUCGGAGAGCUGGCACUGACCUCUGACAGUGCUCCAAGGCCGUUCCAGGAUGACUGCCCCGAGAGAAGGCCCAGGCUACGCCGCAGCUGCCCCGCCUGCGGUGGG